GGCAUCUCUUAAAUUUAGUUAUAAAUUAAAUUUUCGCGGAAAAUGGCUCAAGCAGUAGAGUAUUACAGACCAAAUUAUGAUGAUGAAAGGGUUAAAUGUGAAGACUUCAUCAGCCAAUACGAAGACCCAGGAAUGGAAGCAGAUGCUACUCAUGGAAAGACAAAAUACAUGGUUCAAAUGCAAAAUAUUUCCAAUAAUCGUGGGAAGGUUAUUCAAAUCGAGGUUGGGGACUUGGAGCAACACUUUAGAGGAGAUCCAGCAUUCGUAGACAGAGUCGCAAGAAACACAAAGAGAUAUAUCUCUCUUUUCAGUGAAAUUAUUGAUAAAUUGAUGCCUGAGAGAACAAUGCCACCUCCAGACGGCUAUGAAGAGAGUGUAUCUUCCAUCAUUUUCAAGCAAAGAAUGGAGAAUAUCCAAGCUAAUAAAGAGAAGAAUGAUGCUAACUAUAGAACCAUUGAGGACCCAAGAGAUAAAUUGGCUCCACAAAUGGCUAGGAACUAUGAGCUCUACAUCAUCAGAGGACCUGAAGAGAAAUCCCAUGAACUCAAAAUGAGAGAGAUCCAUGCUGAGACUAUUGGAAGUUUAGUUACUUUUAGAGGAAUUGUGACAAAAUGCACUGAAGUAAGACCAAGCAUUGAAGUAGCAUGUUAUUCUUGUGAGUCAUGUGGUAAUGAAUCAUACCAAACUGUCCCAGGAAAGCAAUUCACUCCUCUUGUUGAUUGCCCCUCUCUCAAAUGUAUUAAAGAUGAAGUGAAAGGAAAGCUCUAUUUGCAAGUCAGAGGAUCAAAAUUUGUGAGCUACCAAGAUGUCAAAGUUCAGGAACUUUCUGAUCAAGUACCUGUUGGACAUGUUCCCAGGACCCUAAAUCUCCAGGUUAAGGGACUACUUGUAAACAAAUGCACUCCAGGAGACAUUGUCGAGGUGACAGGAAUUCACAUGCCAGCUCCAUACAGUGGCUUCAGAGGAAUGAGAGCAGGAUUGAUUCAUGAUACCUUUAUUGAACCCUUCAAGAUCAAGAAGGAGAAGAAGACCUACAAAGAACUCAACAUUUCUCCUCAGCUUGAAGAAGAAAUCGAAACAGAAAAGAGAGAGCAUAAGGAUACUAUGUACCAGAGACUCGCUGAGAGUAUUGGACCAGAAAUUUACGGUCAUAUUGAUAUAAAGAAAUCACUUCUCCUCUCAAUGGUAGGAGGUGUCACUAAAAUAAUGAAAGAUGGAAUGAAGAUCAGAGGAAAUGUCAACUGUCUUAUGAUGGGAGAUCCUGGUGUCGCCAAAUCUCAGCUUCUCAAGCUUGUCGCUAACCUUGCCCCAAGAGGUAUCUACACAACUGGUAAAGGGAGUUCAGGUGUUGGUCUCACAGCAGCAGUCAUCAGAGACCCAUUGACUAAAGAAUUAAUCCUUGAAGGAGGGGCUCUUGUCCUUGCUGAUAUGGGAGUUUGCUGUAUUGAUGAGUUUGAUAAAAUGGAUGAGACAGAUAGAACCAACAUUCAUGAAGUCAUGGAACAGCAAACUGUGUCUAUUGCCAAAGCAGGAAUGACUUGCAGUCUCAACGCUCGUACUACUGUUCUUGCUGCCGCAAAUCCAGUGUAUGGUAGAUAUAAUACGAAGUUGUCAGUAAACCAAAAUAUUAAUCUCCCAGCAGCCUUGAUGUCUAGGUUCGAUAUCAUCUUCCUCAUGCUCGACAGAGCUAAUGAAGAACAUGAUGCUAAGCUUGCAAAGCACGUUGCAUAUGUUCAUCAGAACAGUUGCCCACCAAAGCUGGCAUUCCAGCCUUACUCCCACGACUUCAUCAGAGGUUUCAUCUCCACUGUGGUUGGAAUUGAGCCAAUCAUCCCUAAGGAUAUUCACAACUUCAUUGUCAGCAGCUAUGUUGACCAGAAACAAAAAAUAUCUUCAAGAGACAACUAUAAGAACUCGAAUAACUACAUCACUCCCAGAACUUUGUUAGGAAUCAUCAGAAUUUCUCAGGCCGUUGCAAAGAUUAGACAGAGCACAACAGUCUCUCAGGAUGAUGUAGAGGAAGCUCUCAGACUUAUGGAAUCAGCCAGGGAAUCAGUCGAUAAGGAAAAGGACAAAGAUGAAAGAAUGAAUGAGAUCUUUAAUGAAAAGACUGACUCUCUAUCAAAAAUCUUCAGUCUUAUCAGAGAAGUAUGCUCCGGUGAGCCAGGACAGUCUGCUAAGUACUCUAAGAUCGAAAAAGCAGUGGUUGGCAAGGGAGGGUUCACUCAGGAAGACUUCUUCACAACACUUGAGCAGUACCAGAAGCUGAAUGUCUUAUACAUCUGUAAGACUACUGAGACGAUCUCUCUUCUCUAA
Moneuplotes crassus is the source of this 2316-nucleotide messenger RNA. The record is from the annotation of a GenBank genome assembly. NCBI's taxonomy places the organism in Eukaryota, Ciliophora, Spirotrichea, Euplotida, Euplotidae.